Molecule: messenger RNA, 1017 nt
Organism: Beauveria bassiana ARSEF 2860
Lineage: Eukaryota; Fungi; Ascomycota; Sordariomycetes; Hypocreales; Cordycipitaceae
Exons: 3
Coding region: 1-1017 (338 amino acids)
Cellular component (GO): membrane
Source: RefSeq, a predicted model, not a curated record
AUGUCGUCUUCCAACAACAGCAACGCCUGGCUCAAGGCCAAGAAAAAGACUGAGCUUAGCGACAUUGCCGACAAGAUUGGUCUUAAGAGCUACAAAGAUCUCAAGAAGAGCGACCUCGAAGCUGCUCUCGACGACUUCAUUUCUCAGCAUGCCUCGCGUUUCUCUGCCAACCCCGACCUCACCGGUUACUUCACCAGCCGCUCCAAGGCCCUCACCUCCCCCAUCAAGAAGGAGAAGGAUAGCGUAAAGGACGAUGUUGAAAAGUCUCUCAAAGUCGUCAAGCGUAGAGUCACCAAAGCUGCCGACGAGAUUGCUGCCGAGGUCAACUCGAGCGCCGUCCUCCGUACCCCUGCUCGCACCCUUUCUCAGGUUGCUUCUCGCGUCCCUCUUCCUGCUUCUCCCGCGGAUAUUGCCUUUGCUGUUGACCGCUCCACUGUUGCUAUGCGCAAGCGCGUCGCCUCAAUUUAUCAGGAAAGCGGCAUCACCGAGGCUUCUAAUGCCACUCGCGAGACUCUCAGCACCGUGACCAGUGUUCUCUUCUCCGUCGCCGCUUUCGAGCUCUACUACAUUCGUCCGGCCAUCCUCGCCAACCGCUUUGCCUUCACCAUUCCCGCCAUUUCCGCCAUCGGCACCAGCGACUACAACGUCUACCUCCCCGACAUGUUCCUGCUUUUGACCUCGAGCUUUUGGUCACCCGCUCUUACCUGGGUUUUUACCGCCAUCCUCGUCCCCAGCAUCGUUGGCUACUUCUUCAACAUCUCUGCCAACAGCCACGCUGGUCCUCGCACUCGCGCCCGCGCCCUCAACGAGACUGUUGUCGAUCCUCUCAGCUUCAGCAUCGCCAAGGCCGUGCUGUCAUACGUUGUCUACGCCCAGGGUGUCACAUUCGGUGGCCUUCUCUCCGAGUUUUCCGUUGCUCGCCUCAACAACGCCGUCUAUGGCGGUUACCAGGGCAUCCUGGUUGGCACUGCCAUUACCGGCCUUGUCGCUAUCUACGACGCUGCCCUCAAGAAGUAG